This is a messenger RNA of Hymenoscyphus albidus, 2797 nucleotides long. Lineage: Eukaryota; Fungi; Ascomycota; Leotiomycetes; Helotiales; Helotiaceae. The record is from the annotation of a GenBank genome assembly.
CUCCACCAAAAAACAACUUCGAAUGCGGUUGCGCAAAUCAACGCCAUGGAUCAAUGGCAAGACUUCAAGUCUUUGCAGGAGCAGGUACAAGCCGCACUAAUUGCAACUACUCGAAGCGCCGGUCAAAUUUCCUCGGAAGAUCUUAGCUUCCAACGCUCGUUGAACCCAGAAGUAGGAACCGCCCUAGACGAACAAAGCAACCGCCUACUUGCUCUAUCGACCAGCUUGCUCAAGUCUGCUGCGUCUAUCUCGGAGCUGCGCGCGCCAGUUCUUGAAGACGUAGACGAUGUUGAGAACAAUUGGAGAAGUGUGGUGGAUGUAAUCGAUUCCUUGUUGGAGAAAGCGGAUACUUGCUUGGAUGAGUAUACUGGCAUGAUCAAGCGCAAAGAUCAACCGACCCUGGACCAGGUAAAACUACCCCAUAUAAUCUUGAAUCCGGAAAUUGACCUUCGUCUAGACGCCAUCAAGAGAACGAAAGCAACCAUUAGGAAAUGCUUUCCGAACCCAGAACCUCGUUAAACCCCAGCUUGCGUUCGAUAUCAAACCAAACAACCAUGAUACAUCACCCUGGAAACCGCUUCUUUCUUCGAAGCCACAUGCCACCGUUUCAUUGGAAGAUAGCUUGUCCACAUUUACGAAUGAUUUUGGGCAAUUAGCGUAUGAUGAAAUACAUUUUUUACUCCAGAUUUACACCUAGCCCAUCACCCCACAACCCAUUGGAUUUGCAAAUCGAGAAUGGAUCAAAUCAAAAAUAGACUGUAGCAAGUGUUUCAUUCAAAGCAAAGCUAACAAUUAAAUCAGAUAUAAACAUCCUUAUGAAAAAGAAAUACUGGAUCUCGAGUACCCGGACGCUAUUCGUGUGAAGGCAGAUCCAAUAAUGUACAAGCCAGUUGAAACAACGUCCGCAACAUUCGUUGAUACCGAAGAAGGCGUGUUUGAGAUGCUUAGCGAGCUCAGAAAUGCCACAGAAAUUGCUAUUGAUUUAGAGCAUCAUGAUGUCCGUACAUUUGUUGGACUUGUUUCACUUAUGCAAAUUAGCACUCGUGAGAAGGACUGGAUAGUUGAUACUCUCAAACCAUGGAGACACAAGCUACAAGUACUGAAUGAAGUGUUUGCGGAUCCUAAAAUCAUCAAGGUAUUCAUCAUCUGCUUUACUCUAAUUUUAUUCUAACUUUCUAGGUUUUCCAUGGCGCAUUCAUGGAUAUUGUGUGGCUUCAACGUGAUCUAGGUCUUUAUGUAGUUGGUCUCUUCGACACGCACUGGGCUAGUCGGACAUUGGGAUAUGCAGGUGGCAGUCUGGCAUUCUUGCUCAAGAAAUUCAUUGAUUUUGAUGCUGACAAAAAGUACCAAAUGGCUGAUUGGAGAAUACGGUAAGAACAUAUUUCGAUCUCGGAGUUAAAGAACUUGCUAACAGUCCUUGUAGACCUAUACCCGAUGAGAUGUUCUACUAUGCUAGAUCAGAUACACAUUUCCUACUUUACAUAUUCGAUAGUAUGCGAAAUGAGCUUAUUGAUCGGACAAAACCAGGCAAUCCCGAAGAAGACCGACUAGAGCAAGUUCUGCAAAAAUCCAAAGAAGUUUCUCUUUUGCGUUACGACCGACAAGUUUACAAUGCCGAAAGUGGUAGAGGUCCUGGAGGAUGGUACUCUCUGCUGAUUAAAACACCCGCUUUGUUCAAUAAUGAGCAGUUUUCAGUUUUCAAGGCUGUACAUGGAUGGCGAGAUCAAGUUGCUCGAACCGAUGAUGAUAGCACGAACUUUGUAAUGCCGAAUCAUGUCAUAUUCAGCAUUGCCAAGUUAACGCCUAUGGAUAUGGUUGCUCUUCUUGCCCUCUGUCAUCCUGUAUCACAUAGUGUGAAGUCUCGUACUGGCGAAUUGCUAGAAACUGUCAAGCUUGCCAAAGCACGCGGCAAAACAGGAGCCAGCAUGAUGGAUGUUCUUCGACCGGACACGCUCGGUGCUACGGCGAAAGCCAAUAUUCCUUCUUUGGCUGCUAAGGCAAAGCCAGCCUCAGAGAUGAUGGUUGCCGUCGUUGAUGAAGGAGACCUACGAAUCGAAAACUCGACCUUCUGGGGCAAUGCAUUUGGAAGCAGUAUAUGGGAUGAUUCUUCUCUGCUUGAUAAAACUCAAGAUCUGAGACUUGCAGUACCUUUACCACAGCUGUCCUCUGAGGUUUUUGCCAAAUCGAAUAGUUUUGGAACAUCUGUACCAGCUUUCAGAUCCGCUCCAUCAGUCACACAGCCGGCAAGCACACUAUCCAAGAAGGAUGAAGCCUUCGUGCUCAAACGGGGAUCCAAACCUAAGAGCGAGGAAAUCGAAGAUCUUGACGAGAAUGAGGCGGAGGGCGAAUACGACAUCUCAUUAAAUGACAUUUCAGACCCAGCAGAAGAUUCCUCAUCAGAAAAACGCAAACGAAAAGCGCAACGCAGAGCCGAGAAGAAAGCCAAGAAAGAAGCCAAAGCUGCAGCAAAGGCCCUCGCAGCCGCGGCCGAAGCAAACGAGGACGUGGACAAUGAUGAUGAUGAGGAAGAACCAUUUGAUUACAGUAAAGCGGAAUCAGUGUUGCAUGCUAAGCGUAAGCCUGAGGAGUAUACAGGUCCCAAGAAGGGGAAGAAACCGAAGAACGCACCUUUUGAUCCUUAUGCCAAGAGUGCGGAUGCAGCUAAGGGGAUGCGGAGGGCGCAGACGGAGAGGGCGGGGAAGAGUCAUACUUUUAAAAAUUGAAGGGGUGUGGUGUGGUGUGGUGCAGUUGGAGUGGAGAAAAUGGAAUAUACCCAAGUCCCUUUCCUUUUUUUUUC